AUGCCGACUUCUGGUGUUUUGACAGCGGGAACCCAGCGGUACCGGUGCUUCUUCGGCGGGUUUCCCUUCUUCAACCGCGUGCAAUCGGCCGUGCUGGAUGAGGUGCUGCACAGCGACCGUCCUCUGGUGGUGAGUGCUCCGACGGGCUCCGGCAAAACGGCCAUCCUGGAACUGGCCCUGGUGCGACUGCUCAUGCAGCGGCCGGCCUUAGACUUCAAAGCCCUGUACGGUGAGCGAGUGGGAACACAAGGAAGAAGUUACGUAGAAAGUGGCAAAAGAGAGUACCAAGGCACAGCAGCUCCCUCCGGUGCAGUGGUUCCGCUGAAGGCCAUCUGCCGGGAGCGCCUGGAGGACUGGAGCCGCAAGACGGCCUCGCUGGGUCUGCACUGCGCCGAGCUCACGGGCGACACGGACGAGGAGGACCGCAGCGUGCUGCAGGAGGCACACCUCAUCCUCACCACGCCCGAGAAAUGGGACAGCGCGACGAGGCGAUGGAAGGACAGCCCGGGACUGCUCGAGUCGCUCGCCCUACUGCUCAUCGACGAGUUACGUUCAAUAUACAUCAGCUCGGCUUCACUUUGA
Messenger RNA from Ixodes scapularis (black-legged tick), 582 nucleotides. Its product is annotated as probable ATP-dependent DNA helicase HFM1. Bases 1 to 582 code for a protein of 193 amino acids. The record is from RefSeq and is a predicted model, not a curated record. Gene Ontology annotation, molecular function: ATP binding; nucleic acid binding. NCBI's taxonomy places the organism in Eukaryota, Metazoa, Arthropoda, Arachnida, Ixodida, Ixodidae. The transcript is spliced from 6 exons.